Messenger RNA from Diaporthe citri, 462 nucleotides. RefSeq lists its product as uncharacterized. The record is from RefSeq and is a predicted model, not a curated record. The coding region runs from base 1 to 462 and encodes 153 amino acids. Gene Ontology annotation, molecular function: carbon-sulfur lyase activity. The transcript has 2 exons. NCBI's taxonomy places the organism in Eukaryota, Fungi, Ascomycota, Sordariomycetes, Diaporthales, Diaporthaceae.
AUGCCGUCACCUCCUUUUCCAGCUCCAACCGGGGAAUAUUCAGAGCACAAGGCCAAUUGUCACUGCGGUGCAGUCAAGUUCACCUUCUCCAUCUCACCGCCUCUCGAGGAGUAUCCUGUCGUUGUAUGCAACUGCUCUAUCUGCCAGCGCAACGGGUACCUGCUGGUGUACCCGAUCAAGGAGAACCUGAAAUUCGGAGACGGUUCAGAGGAGGCCAUAGGGUCAUAUAGGUUUGGAAACAAAAAUGUCAAGCACGACUUCUGCAAAGAAUGCGGAAGCAGUGUGCUUUUUGAGGUCCUAAGCCCGCCGAAGGGGGCGGAGCUUGAAGCGGAGGCAAAGGGGGAGAAGUUACCCGUCAUCAUGGGAGUCAACCUAAGGAUGGUGACCGGGCUAGAGGUGGACAAAUUGAUCAUCAAGAAAAUCGACGGAGAAGGACGCGAGCCGAAGUACGCAGUGCUCUAG